Sus scrofa (pig) is the source of this 1303-nucleotide messenger RNA. It is a transcript of the gene GRTP1, whose product is annotated as growth hormone regulated TBC protein 1. The record is from RefSeq and is a predicted model, not a curated record. NCBI's taxonomy places the organism in Eukaryota, Metazoa, Chordata, Mammalia, Artiodactyla, Suidae. Gene Ontology annotation, biological process: regulation of GTPase activity. Gene Ontology annotation, molecular function: GTPase activator activity; small GTPase binding.
CCCAGUCCCGCCUCCCGGCGCCCGCGGCCCGGCGGAAGGACGCGAGCCGCCGGGAGUCCCGGGAGUCCCGGGAGGUGGACUUGGCACCGCGGGCCCGCGCCCCGGCGCCCCUGCCGCCCUCCCCGCAUGGAGACCGCGGGGCGCGCGCAGGCGGCGCGGGACCGCGUCCCCAGGGUUGAUCCGUACGGGUGAAGGCCUGAAGACUUUGAUUAUGCAGCUUAUGAAGAGUUUUUCUCCGCCUACCUGGUGAUACUCACCAGAAGAGCCAUAAAAUGGUCCAAACUUCUCAAGGGAGGCGGUGGUGUCCAGAAGAGUAUGACGGUGAAGCGCUACAUCCGGAAGGGUGUCCCGCUGGAGCACCGCGCCCGCGUCUGGAUGGGGGUGAGCGGAGCCCAGGCCCAGAUGGACCGGAACCCCGGCUACUACCACCGUCUCCUCCAGGGAGAGAGGAAUGACAGCCUGGAGGAGGCCAUCAGGACAGACGUGACCAGGACCUUCCCCGACAACGUGAGGUUCCGGAAGGGCGCCGAGCCCUGCCUGCAGAGAACCCUGUACAACGUGCUGCUGGCCUACGGGCACCACAACCGCGGCGUGGGGUACUGCCAGGGCAUGAACUUCAUAGCGGGGUAUCUGAUUCUGAUCACGAAGAACGAAGAGGAGGCCUUCUGGCUGCUGGACGCCCUCGUCGGCAGGAUCCUUCCGGACUAUUACAGCCCCUCGAUGCUGGGCCUGCGGAUGGACCAGGAGGUGCUCGGCGAGCUGGUGAGGACCAAGCUGCCGGCGGUGGCGGCCCUGAUGGACGGGCACGGCGUGCUGUGGACGCUGGUCGUGUCGCGCUGGUUCAUCUGCCUGUUCGUGGACGUGCUGCCCGUGGAGACGGUGCUCCGCGUCUGGGAUUGUCUGUUCAGCGAAGGCUCCAAGAUCAUCUUCCGCGUGGCCCUGACCCUCAUCAAGCAGCACCAGGCCUUCAUCCUGGAGGCCACCAGCGUCCCCGACAUCUGUGAGCGGUUCAAGGAGAUCACCAGGGGGGGCUUCGUGACCGAGUGCCACGCCUUCAUGCAGAAAAUAUUCUCGGAGCCGGGGAGCCUGUCCAUGGCCCACAUCACCAGGCUGAGGGAGCGCUGCCGGGCUAAGCUGCUGGCGCAGGGGUGACCCGUCUGCGUGGCUUCCCCCAGUGCUGAGGGCUCCGAGCUGCUGCUGCGCUGCAGCCCGGAGUCUUCAAAGAGUGGGUUCAAGCGCACACUCUUAACUCCUCAUUGUGGGCUGUACAGCCAUGUUUCUAGAAAUAUAUUUUUACCUGUGA